GUUUGCGUCACGGAUCUGUGUGUGAGCGCAUGUCAUUCAAGGUGCUGCUGGGAAGCUGGGCAAGCAUCGCUGCAUCAAUAAUUGGGUGAUUUGGCCGCCGGGUGUGGAAGCCUGGUCUUGGCCCCGGACACCAGCCCAGUGAGGAGGGCCCAGCUAGCUGGGGGUGCCGUGAGAGGGGUGUGUGUGUGUGUGUGUGUGUGGGGGGGGGGGGGGCACGGUGUCACAGGGCGGGCGUGAUGAGCGGGAAGAGCCUGCUGCUGAAGGUGAUCCUGCUGGGCGACGGCGGCGUGGGCAAGUCGUCGCUGAUGAACCGCUACGUGACGGACCGCUUCGACUCGCAGUCCUUCCACACCAUCGGCGUGGAGUUCCUGAACCGGGACCUGGAGGUGGACGGGCGGCUGGUCACCCUGCAGAUCUGGGACACUGCGGGCCAGGAGCGCUUCAAGUCCCUGCGCACGCCCUUCUACCGCGGCGCCGACUGCUGCCUGCUCACCUUCGCCGUGGACGACGUGCAGAGCUUCCAGAACCUGGGCUGCUGGAAGAAGGAGUUCAUGUACUACUCGGACGUCAAGGACCCCGCCCGCUUCCCCUUCGUGGUGCUGGGCAACAAGGUGGACAAGGAGGAGCGGCGGCAGGUGGGCCUGGAGGAGGCGCGCGCCUGGUGCGAGGAGAACAGCUGCUGCCCCUACUUUGAGACCAGCGCCAAGGACGACACCAACGUGGCGGCGGCCUUCGAGGCGGCGGUGCGCGAGGUGCUGGCCGCCGAGGACCAGAUCGACCACGCGCUGCUGGGCAGCACCAUCGACCUGCACGGCAACCGCAAGUCCACGCGCUCGUCGUGCUGCUGAUUGGGCCGAGCGUGGAUCACUGGAUGGGUCGCCCCCCACCCCUCGCCCCCCACCUCCUCCUCCUCCUCCUCCUCCUCCUCCUCCUCCUGAAAUGCCUUUGCAGGCCUCUGGUCGAGGUUGGUGAGGGCAGUGUUCAUCACGUGUGUUACAUGAAGGUACGAGCGACGGGGCGGUGCGUUACUUAAAGAUUACGUGGUGACUUGCAGCUUAAUGUAGCGGUUGCCGGCCCACGGAUGUGGCUGGCAUUCAGACGGCUAACUCGGUUGAACCCCGCUGCGGUACGUCGUUAAUGGCACACUUGUCAUCCCAUCUUCGAAUCUCUGCUUCCAGCAGUGUUGCACAAGAAGCGUGUACUCUUGAGGCGGGUUAACCUUUCGCCUCCCUGCACAGGCGUUUUUGAUCAAACGGCCCCUCUUAAUAGUGAUUCAUCUUAAUCUCUGUGUGUUCAUCUACUCGACAUGAGAGCAUAUUCUCUGCAUCCUAUCUUCCACAUAAGCACAGUCUGCUUUGAGGCAGAGCACACCCUGGUACUUGUGCAGCUAAUGGUAAUCUCUGUGUUUAGUAAGGUGGUACCUCUGAUGGUCCUUCUGUAUACUGCACCAGUCCAUCUCACUGUCAGACCUGUCUCUGUGGUCGUCUGAUAGCUACUGGCAUUUAGCCAGCGAGGACAAAGAGCUUUGUGAAACACGCUUCUCCCCAAUCACCCUGCUGUUGCAUGAGGACUGACGACACCCGUUAAGGUGUUCAUACAUAUCUUAGGGAUGCUAGGGUGCAGCUCCCAAACAAAAAAAGGGAAGUAGGCGAUUUGACUUCAAAGGGAAGUGAAAUGUGAGAUUGAAGCACAGUCUACAUAAGCACUCGUGAUUUUAUUGUCAGUAUGCCUGUAACGGCUACCCAAACUGUAUUACUGGGCAUUGUUGGCACAUGGCUUCAGUUUUAGAUAGUGAUGCAUCGUUAAUUUAUUUCCACUGCCAAUACCAGUAACAAGUUCAAUGCUGAGUACCAACAGGGCUUGUACAUUGGAAUGCAUCGUGGGAUUGGGCAAGCAACACACGAGCAUAGUGGGAGGCCUCAUCUGAGUGUAAUUCUAAGUCAACCGUCUAAUAAAGUCUAAUGAAAACGUUGUUUUGCCAUGUCUCCUGUGAGAAGCACUCUGGCAGUUUCCAACACAGCAAUGUCUACCAUUAGGGCAAAUAAUUUCACGAUAAAUUACCUGACACUGACCAUAGAAACAAGACUGCUUACAUAAUAACUAACAUCAAAUGCUCCUAUAUGCUCUCACGAUGAGAGCACUCAUUGCCAUGUUCAAGCCCUAAACAAUCAAUUGGUUAUAGAAAACAGAAUAGACUAGUCUUAAGAACAUUGAAAUUGAAAUUAAUUAAAUUCGUAAGGCAGAAAGUCUUGUCAAUUGUCAUUAAUAUCUGCCACAUUUGAUAGAGGCCCUCCUAGGCCCCAGUGCAUGCAUUUUGGUCAUUUUUGGCCUGGAUUUAGACACUUCAAGACCGCCAUUAUGCAUCUUGUUUAUGUUCCUCAAAUUACCCGAUUUUUUUUUUUUGGUCAAGUUUGGUUAUUGCCAUGGGAUAUAAGAAAAAUGCUAAUUAAGACGUCAUUGACUUUGAGCAUAUGCUAUUGGGUUUGUCCAGUUAUACUAUUUUUUUUGUUUUGUUUUUGUGUUUUAUGAAGAUUUUUUUAUUUUUUUGGUUUACAGUGAGACAUGUUACCUACUUUAUCCUUCUAUUCCCUCAGAUAAUAUCGACUGGUACUUGGGCCACCAUUUAGGCCCUUUAGCGAUUUCUAAAAUCAGAUUCCCUGCAUUACCACUGCAUUACUAUAAUGUCUGCCUUGUAUCGUCAAUUUGCGCAUUUCAAAUGUCGGCUGAAGAAUGUGAAAUAGCCUGAGCACAAAGCAACCAAUGUUACUGUGUGGAUUGUUUGUGUGCUUGUGUGCGUCUCCUCUGUGUUACAAAUGAGUAUCCUCAAGAAAUGCCCUCUGCUGCCUAACUGUAUUCUGUAUUGUUAAUGGCACUUUUUAUCACGUUCAAUGUAAGCUUGCUUUCCACCACAAACGUUUUGUCUGUUGGGGUUUUACGACAGUUUUUAUACAGCUUCGAGCCUGGAAAAAUAACGGCUGACAUUUUUAUUUUAUUGCUACAAUAGUGUUUUGUUGUCUUCAUAUAUUUCAGUGUUGCAUCAUAAGGAUGAAUUCCGAUUUGCACAUGCCGAAUGCAUAUGCAAGCCAUCCUUUUCUCUAAGUUGCUUGUGUUCACAGCUUUUCAUCUGCUCUUUUUGCAGUGUAUUGACCUCUGUCUGAGGUUCUCCUUUCAGAUGAAAGGGAAGGACACGCGUUGUUGUCACAAAAGGUCUACUUUAAUAAACGUAACCGGUACUGUAGUCGACUUGACUUAAGAGGCCUUCUUUGUCUGGCUACUCCAGAACAGCUUGUCCUCAAAGGAUACAAAGGAUAUACUGUGGUGUAUUGAGGCUAGGUUGGGGAUGUAUUGGAAGAGAUUAAUUUACUCUGAACAGAGUACGGCAUUCCUGAUAAAGUAUCGCUGUUGGUUUACAUUAAUUAGAGUGGGAAGAAGUGUUUAAUUCAUUGUUUGGCAUUGUUUGCAUCUCUUCCGCAAUGAUGCAUACCAAGUUACCAACACGACAUGUAGCUCAAGUUGAAGUUAAUUAAUCCCUUAUAAGCUAUUUGUGUUUCGAUUAAAACAAAAUUAAAUGUU
This is a messenger RNA of Gadus morhua (Atlantic cod), 3573 nucleotides long. RefSeq names its product RAB9B, member RAS oncogene family (gene rab9b). The transcript is spliced from 2 exons. Gene Ontology annotation, cellular component: late endosome; phagocytic vesicle; lysosome. Gene Ontology annotation, molecular function: GTP binding; GTPase activity. Gene Ontology annotation, biological process: Rab protein signal transduction; retrograde transport, endosome to Golgi. Lineage: Eukaryota; Metazoa; Chordata; Actinopteri; Gadiformes; Gadidae. The coding region runs from base 237 to 848 and encodes 203 amino acids. The record is from RefSeq and is a predicted model, not a curated record.